AAUUUUUCGCAAAAAGAACCUAAAGCUGUCGUUGAGGGGUUCAGUUCAGUCCGAGUUCGAGCAGGGGAAGACGAGGAGCGCGACUGCACGAGCCAAGCGAGGCGGCCAUGGCGGAGCUCGCCGCCGACCAGCACGUCCGCUACAUCGUCACCGUGGAGAAGAAGAAGGACUCGUUCGAGUCGCUGGUGAUGGAGCACAUCCGGCUCAACGGCGCCUACUGGGGCCUCACCACACUGGAUCUCCUCCACAAGCUGCACGCCGUCGACGCCGCCGAGGUCGUCGACUGGAUCAUGUCCUGCUACCAUCCGGAAUCUGGUGGAUUUGGAGGGAACGUCGGGCACGACCCGCAUGUCCUCUACACGCUAAGCGCCGUGCAGGUCCUCUGCCUCUUCGAUCGGCUCGAUGUCCUUGACAUCGACAAGGUUGCUGAUUAUGUUGCUGGACUCCAGAAUGAGGAUGGAUCAUUUUCUGGUGAUGUCUGGGGUGAAGUCGACACUAGAGCCUGCUGCUCCGUGUCCCCGCAGCUGCGCUACGCCAGGGCCCUCCGCUUCCGACUUCCGUGCAGGUAUCAGCUUGCCUCGAAAGCAGAUGAACCAGUGCUGUCUCAUAAUAGAUCGGCACCUCGUCUGGAGGACUUGAUGAUCACCGCCGGCGCGCUAGGGCAAAAGAAAGGGAGCGCGCAGGCCCUGCGACCCAGCUGCCUGUGUGGGGCCAUUCCUCACUCAAUCAGGGAACUCAUCUACAAUAGCUGGUUCUCGUAUAUUGCCCUAUGCACCUUAUCACUACUGCAUCGUCUGCAUAAAAUUAAUAUGCAAAAGGCUGUAGAUUUUGUUGUUAGCUGUAAGAAUUUGGAUGGUGGAUUUGGAGCUAUGCCAGGAGGGGAGUCACAUGCUGGGCAAAUAUUUUGUUGUGUUGGCGCUCUUGCAAUCACUGGUUCUCUACAUCACAUUGAUAGAGAUCUCCUUGGAUGGUGGCUUUGUGAGCGCCAGUGUAAAGACGGAGGACUUAAUGGGCGACCUGAGAAACUAGCUGAUGUUUGUUACUCCUGGUGGGUGCUAUCAAGCUUGAUCAUGAUUGAUAGAGUACAUUGGAUUGAUAAGGAAAAGCUUACAAAAUUUAUACUAAACUGUCAGGAUAAAGAGACUGGUGGCAUUUCAGAUAGACCAGAUAAUGCAGUAGAUAUCUAUCACACAUACUUUGGAGUUGCAGGACUUUCAUUGAUGGAGUAUCCUGGAGUGAAGCCUAUGGAUCCUGCCUAUGCGUUGCCGUUGGAUGUUGUCAAUCGGAUAUUCUUGAGAAAAUAAAACAUUACAUGUAUGAGAUUUGCCACAGAUGAUGUUGUCUAAUGUGGAUGCUUCUCUGCAGAAUCAUUGUAGUUAGGUUUGGAAGGAAAGUAGCUGAGGUGUAGAAUCAAAUUUUAUAUGGAGUCAGUAAUACAUGUUGGAAUAUCACUUCAACUUUUUGAGCGUCGACAACACAUUUGUACUGAAGUUGUACUGUACUACUGUUUAACACAACGGCAAACAUUGGUUUUUCUUCA
Molecule: messenger RNA, 1540 nt
Organism: Panicum virgatum (switchgrass)
Lineage: Eukaryota; Viridiplantae; Streptophyta; Magnoliopsida; Poales; Poaceae
Product: geranylgeranyl transferase type-2 subunit beta 1-like
Exons: 10
Coding region: 108-1304 (398 amino acids)
Biological process (GO): protein geranylgeranylation
Cellular component (GO): Rab-protein geranylgeranyltransferase complex
Molecular function (GO): Rab geranylgeranyltransferase activity
Source: RefSeq, a predicted model, not a curated record